CACCAUACAUUAAUACAGAGUCAUCUCCAUCAUUAACUCCUCAACGUAUGCAUUAUUAUUUUUUUCCUUGACUUGGAACACAGGCCAAAGUGCGUCGGUCGUUAUAAUUUUUGUAACCAGUAUCAGUAACAUUGGAAAGUCGUCUUGCAUUAAUUCCCAGUGUCACAGUGAAGGCGUUGGCUCCAUUCAAUCGGUCAACAAUUCAACUCCGGUCCUAUCUCACAACAUUUACGUCUCAACAGCUCAAAAAAUGGUGCGAAGAGAAGCAGUCUACGUCGUUGGAGUGGGUAUGACAAAGUUCGAGAAACCCGGAAAACGAGAUGACUUCGAUUACCCCCAAAUGGCGAAGGAAGCAGUGACAAAGGCCCUGAAGGACGCCAGAAUUCCCUACGACGAGAUAAAGGCUGCCUGCGUGGGCUACGUCUACGGUGAUUCCUCCUGUGGUCAACGGGCCCUUUACGAAGUGGGACUGAGUGGCUGUCCAGUCUACAACGUCAACAACAACUGCGCCACUGGCUCCACAGCCCUAAUAAUGGCAAAGCAGAUAAUAGAAACGGGGAAAGCCGACUGCGCCCUAGCUCUCGGCUUUGAAAAGAUGGAGCAGGGCUCUUUGAGCGCGAAAUUCCCUGAACGACCGAAUCCCCUUGAGAAGCAUGUCACCCUGAUGGCGGAAAUUGCUGGGCUGAGCGAGAGCCCCAUCACAGCGCAAUUAUUCGGCAAUGCUGCGAUUGAACACAUGCAGAAGUAUGGAACUACACCUGACCAUUUCGCCAAAAUAGCGUUUAAGAAUCACCUGCACUCGGUCAACAAUCCGUACUCACAGUUCCAAGAGAAGUAUUCUCUGGAGCAGAUCAAGAAUUCACCCAAGAUCUUUGGGCCAUUAACUAAAUUACAGUGUUGUCCGACUUCCGAUGGCUCUGCAGCGGUCAUUCUAGCCAAUGAGGAUUUCGUUCGACGUCACAAUUUGCAGGGACAGGCGGUUGAAAUUCUUGCUAUGGAAAUGACCAGUGACACUGCUUCGACAUUUUCUGAGCGGAGCUGCAUAAAAGUCGUUGGAUACGACGUGACCAAGAAUGCAGCAGACAAAGUAUUUGCCAGCGUUCCCUACAGUCCCACCGACGUGGACGUUGUGGAGCUCCACGACUGUUUCUCAGCAAACGAAUUAAUCACAUACGAAGCCCUCGGUCUCUGUCCCCCGGGAAAAGCCGGGGAGCUGAUCGACAGUGGGAACACCACCUACGGAGGGAAAUACGUGAUAAAUCCGAGUGGAGGAUUGAUCUCGAAGGGUCAUCCCCUGGGUGCCACUGGCCUAGCCCAAUGUGCAGAACUCUGCUGGCAGCUGCGAGGCCAAGCAGGCAAGAGACAAGUCCCCGGUGCUAAACUCGCUCUCCAACACAAUAUCGGUCUUGGUAGUGCUGUCGUGGUGGCACUGUACAAACUCGGCUUCCCCGGUGGCAUCAGGAAGAACCUGGUGAAUGCAGCAACCUCCCCCGACCAGUUCAAGGCAAAUGUAGUCUUCAAAGUCUUCGAAGUGGCCAUGAAAGAGGACGAGGACAAUCUCAUCGAGAAAUUCCGGGGAAUCUACGGUUUCAAGAUCAUUAAUGGACCCGGUGGGGCUGAGGGAUACUGGAUCGUCAAUGCUAAAACUGGAAAAGGUUCUGUGGAGUUCAAUGGGAAGGACAAACCCGAUGUUCUCUUCACCAUCAGCGACACUGACAUCAUGGACUUCAUCUCUGGUAAACUCAACCCACAGCAGGCAUUCUUCCAGGGGAAAAUCAAGAUCAAAGGGAAUAUGGGGCUGGCCAUGAAGCUGCCUGAACUGCAGAAGAGAGCAGCGAAGAAAAUCGAGCUUCUCAAGGCUAAAUUGUAGGCUGGGCCCUAAUGGGACUAGGAUUAGGUGGGAAUUAUUUCAGUAGGAGAGGAGUAGAACGAGGCGAAUGCAGGGGACAUUGUGAGUUGAAAUUGUGAAUUCUGAUGGUUAUUCUUGAGGCUUGGGGACAAUUCCUCUGGCCAUGAAAGCUCAAAAGGUACAUCUCGAGGGGAGUCAAUUUAUUUCUGCACAUUCCAAACCGAAGCUUUGAGGGUUUAUAGAGGCUGUUACGCUGACAUUGUAAUUAGGUGAAUAGUUUAUUUAUGGAAUGUUCGAGACAUGCAGUAGGUUCGCGCAAUGCGAGUAAAAAUAUCAUACAAUUUUGUUUGUCACCAAUUUCAGAAGAGAAAAAACACUUGACAUGAUUUUAUUGCGAUCAGGGGAGAAUGGAAAUCAUAAUAACAUCACCUUAGUAGGGCCUUUAUGCCGUCAUGAUAUGCACAACACUAUCAAUUUAUUCUGAAUCCUUUGCCAACGUUUCAAGUGCUAAACGCGGUCCUCAGCAGGGCAAUUUUAUUUCAAAUAAUCAUCUGGGACAAAAAUAUACAAGUUCAAGUACAAGAGAGUGGAAAUCAGGGGAAAAAUAAAGAAUGGAAUAAAGCAUAAAAUAAAAGAGGAAUUGCGAGUUUGUUCAAACAAUUGUUCAAAUCGUGGGCAAUGUUUCAAAAAUGGACUUUUCACCUCAUGUAUUUCCAAUCAUUAUAAAUGAUGAGAAUUCAAUUUCAUGAUUGCAAGGUGCAUUGUAAAACUUGAUUUUAUGAAUCAAACAUUAUAUCGAAUACGAAAGGGUUGAGGGGAGGGAGGGACUUUAGUGAUAAUCAACAAUCAAUGAUAAUCAACAAAUUUGUAAUCAAAUAGAUUUUUUAUAUUGAGAAUGUUAUGUAAUAUGUUGUAUACUCAUGUGGUUUUCAAUAAAAUCAAUUGGGUUGGGA
This is a messenger RNA of Diachasma alloeum, 2802 nucleotides long. It is a transcript of the gene ScpX, whose product is annotated as non-specific lipid-transfer protein. Bases 251 to 1870 code for a protein of 539 amino acids. The record is from RefSeq and is a predicted model, not a curated record. Gene Ontology annotation, molecular function: acyltransferase activity, transferring groups other than amino-acyl groups. NCBI's taxonomy places the organism in Eukaryota, Metazoa, Arthropoda, Insecta, Hymenoptera, Braconidae. The transcript is spliced from 3 exons.